AUGGACGCGGACGUGGACAAGACGGGGGACCCGGUCUUGACACAAGACGAAAUUGAAGAGUACAGCCGAAUCAAAUGCUGCGUUUGCGGGGAGCGGGUGAAAGCCGAAGAGGUUGCAGAGCACUCAAGACGAUGUGUGCUGGAACCAGCCCCGAACCUGCGCCUGCAGUUGGAUAAGUGGACAAUCAUCUCGGCGAGCAUGACGCCCUCAGAGCAGAGAGCCUUCCUGCACAUGCGACGGACGGAGGAGCUUUCGAAAGUUGAGGAGAUUGAGGCAAGUUUGGCAAAGCGAAUGCCACAGCUUUGGUGGAUGGGCGGGAAGUUUGGCUACAUCAUUAGCUCGAAAUGGUGCCGAUCUUGGCGCAGCUUUGUUGGUGUAGGUCGUCCUACCAUGGAGACAAGAGAUAGGCCACCCUCACCGAUCAUCAACAGCGAUCUCUUUGACAUCGAUGGUACCCUACGGGCCGGCUUGCACGAGGGCCUUCAGAACGACUAUCAGGUCCUUGAGCAGGCGAUGUGGGAGUUCUUCAUCCAAGUGUACGGGGGUGGUCCUGCGAUCCUGAGAUACAAUCCGACGGGGGACGGCCUCAGCCUCGGAGAACCUCAAGCGUAUGAGGUUGCCUUUGAGGGAAAAUGGCGAGAUGGUCGACCCGACACGGGCCAUGGACGUAUUUUCGACCCCGUGAGCGGGCGUGGCUUCGACGGAGAGAUUGAAGACGGCUUUCUUUGGACUUGCAUGGGCAAAGGGCUUCUGAAGAACGGUAGCCAUUUUGAAGGUCAAGUCGUUCAAGGCUUGCCUCAAGGCCCAGGCAGGGAGGUUUGGCCAGAUGGGAGCGUCAUCGAGGGAACCUUCCAAGAUGGAAAGCUUCAUGGCGUGGGGCGCUUUGUUGAUGCACAUGGAAUGGCGCAAGAAGGUGAGUGGGAACACGGCGAGCUCCAAGGCAUCUAA
Molecule: messenger RNA, 948 nt
Organism: Symbiodinium sp. CCMP2592
Lineage: Eukaryota; Dinophyceae; Suessiales; Symbiodiniaceae
Source: the annotation of a GenBank genome assembly